AUGGAAAAUGUACCAUAUGCUGAAGCAAUUGGUAGUGUCAUGUAUGCCAUGAUUAGCACCAAACCAGAUCUUGCUUUUGGAGUAAGUGUUUUGAGCAGAUACAUGUCCAAUCUAGGUGAGGAACACUGGAAAGGACUCAAAUGGUUGUUGAGAUACAUAAAAACAACUUUAACACAUGGUUUAAAGUUCAAGAAGACAGGGUCUAAAGUGGAACUUGAAGGAUAUGUAGACUCAGAGUAUGCAUUAAACAAAGACACCAGAAAGUCUAUAACAAGCUAUUGUUUUCAAUUGAAUACAUGUUGCAUUAGUUGGAAAUCUCAGUCUCAAUCAAUGGUAACCUUAUCAACAACAGAAGCAGAGUUCAUGGCAACAACUGAAGCAUUCAAGGAAGCUUUCUGGAUCAAAGGAAUUCUGAAGGAACUGAGUUUGAUGAAAGGCAAGGCAACUGUGUAUUCAGAUAGUCAAUGUGCAAUACACUUGAGCAAAAACCCUGUCUACCAUGAAAGAUCGAAACAUAUUGACAUAAGAAUGUUUUGGAUCAGAGACAAGAUAGAAGAAGGAGAAAUAGAGCUUGAAAAGGUACCCAGUGAAGAGAAUCCUGCUGAUGCAGGGACCAAAGCUCUCUCCAUAAGCAGAUUCAAACACUAUUUGGAACUGCUUAACAUUGGACCAGGUUGA
This is a messenger RNA of Humulus lupulus (European hop), 678 nucleotides long. Its product is annotated as secreted RxLR effector protein 161-like. Lineage: Eukaryota; Viridiplantae; Streptophyta; Magnoliopsida; Rosales; Cannabaceae. The record is from RefSeq and is a predicted model, not a curated record. The transcript has a single exon. The coding region runs from base 1 to 678 and encodes 225 amino acids.